CACGUCAGGAAGCCCCCGCCAGUUUAGUUCAUGACCAAAGGCAUCUGAUGUCACUUUUACUACCGCCACCACCACCACCACUAGUUCUCACUGUCCCCUGCACUUUCGUUCUGCUGGUACUAUUGAAGUGACCCCUUCGCACAACAAUGCACUGCAUUAAAGGUCUAAGGACCACUAAUAGAGGGAUUCUUCUGUUACUUAAAAAUGCUGGAAACUCUGCCCGGGUUGGCGCUGAAAACACGGCGUUGUACAGGACACAUCCCGGGCAGUUGUUCUGGUGGAGCUCAGCAUCGCAGCUCCAGCGAUCCUUUCAUCAGACGACUCAUAAAGAAGAACAACGGGGCAAAAACAGGUUGAUACAUGGCCUGGAGGACCUGCUCUUCUACACCAUCACAGAUGGCAAAGACCAAAUCCCCCUGCCCCAGUUCAUUUCUGCCCUGAGGAAGACGGGCCUGCUCACCACCGACCCGAGGCUGCGCGACUGCAUCAGUUUGAUCCGCCAGUUCAAAGGGGAGGCCAGCGGACCCGUCAUCAUGGACCAGAAGCUCUUCAAGAAGUGUAUUGGCAGCAGCAUCAUACUACUGACCCAAGCCUUUAAAAAGAAAUUCAUUAUCCCAGACUUUCUGGAAUUUUCCCAGCAGAUCAAUAAGCUGUUCGACAGUGCGCAAAAGCAGGACUCAGGACAAGUAGCCGACUACAUUCCCCAGCUGGCCAAGUUCAGCCCCGAUCUUUGGGGUGUUUCUCUAUGCACAGUCGACGGGCAAAGACAUUCUGUGGGUGACACCAAGGUUCCGUUCUGUCUGCAGUCAUGCAUCAAGCCUCUCGAGUAUGCUAUCGCCAUCCACGAGCUGGGCUCGCAGCACGUGCACCGCUACGUAGACAAGGAGCCCAGCGGCCUCAAGUUCAACAAGCUGUCGCUCAACGACGAAGAUAAGCCACACAACCCCAUGGUGAAUGCCGGAGCCAUCGUAGUCAGCUCUCUAAUAAAGCCUGUUUCAAAGAAGGCCGAGAGGUUUGACCAUGUUAUGGAGUAUUUGAAAAGAACAGCUGGUGGAGAGUUUGUGGGUUUCAGCAAUGCAACAUUUCAGUCAGAAAAGGAGACUGGAGACCGGAAUUAUGCAAUUGGUUACUAUCUCAAAGAGAAAAAGUGCUUUCCAGACAACGCAGACAUGACGGCCGCCCUAGACUUCUACUUCCAGCUCUGCUCCAUUGAGGUGAACUGUGAAUCAGCAAGUGUCAUGGCCGCCACAUUGGCCAACGGGGGCAUCUGUCCAAUCACAGAAGAGCGUGUUCUGAGCGCAGGGGCUGUCCGGAACACCCUGAGCCUCAUGCACUCUUGUGGCAUGUACGACUUCUCCGGACAGUUUGCCUUCCACGUGGGCCUGCCUGCUAAAUCUGGUGUCUCUGGUGCGGUGCUGCUGGUGGUUCCUAAUGUAAUGGGAAUGAUGUGCUGGUCCCCACCCCUAGAUCGCCUCGGCAACAGUGUUCGCGGUAUUCACUUCUGUCAGGAACUGGUGUCAUACUUCAACUUUCACAACUACGACAACCUGAGACACUUCACCAAGAAGCAUGAUCCGAGAAGACGGUCCGAUGAUGACCCACACAAGUCUGUGGUCAACUUGAUGUUCGCGGCCUACGGUGGGGACGUCUCGGCUCUCAGAAGGUUUGCUCUCUCUAUGGUAAACAUGGAGGACAGGGACUAUGAUUCUCGUACUGCCCUCCACGUCGCUGCUGCCGAAGGUCAUCAGGAUGCAGUCGCGUUUCUAACCGAAGUUUGCAAAGUCAACCCGCAAGUAAAAGACAGGUGGGGCAACACCCCUCUAGACGACGCCUUGCAGUUUGGCCACAGUGGCGUUGUUACCGUGCUGCAGGAGUACCAGAAGGGGUACUCUGACACAGAGGCCCAGCCUGAAACUGAAGAGCAGAAGGCCACCUUGGACACCGUGAAGGUUGUGGUCUGAGCCAAAUGAGAGGCCGGGAGUGUGAUGGAGCUUCUAUUCUGUCCAGCAUUAAAUACCCGAUGCAGUCAUCAGGGGCAGCUCAGACGAUGGUCGGCCAAAGAUUAUUUGGGUACGUCUUAAAUUAGGAAGUCCACAUUUAGGGAAGUGUGAGGCCUCCCAAUUCAGAGAUUGUACAUUGUGAAUUACUUUUGUAUAUUGGUUAAAAAGGUUUUAGGAAGGAGGGGAAUUACAUUUAUUAGCAUGGCUUUGCAUACUAUGUCAAUGUGUUUGAUUAAUUUCUUUCUUUGUUAGCAGACUUUUAAUGCCAAAUAUCACUGAUGUAAAUAUGAAUAUGCUGCUUCAUUCAUUUGUUUAUUUAUUCCAGCAAGCAUUGACACUUUCUAUUCAGCAUGGAUUCAUGAUUUCCACCUUGUUGGUAGGGCUCAACAAAGCUGUGAUUUGUAAAUCUAAAUUAUUGGAAUCCAAUAUGACUUACUUUGAAAUCACAAUGUAAAUGUGGUAAUAAAUCUGAUUGUCAGAGCA
Messenger RNA from Gadus macrocephalus (Pacific cod), 2483 nucleotides. RefSeq names its product glutaminase kidney isoform, mitochondrial-like. Gene Ontology annotation, biological process: L-glutamine catabolic process. The transcript is spliced from 18 exons. Gene Ontology annotation, molecular function: glutaminase activity; protein binding. Bases 147 to 1961 code for a protein of 604 amino acids. NCBI's taxonomy places the organism in Eukaryota, Metazoa, Chordata, Actinopteri, Gadiformes, Gadidae. The record is from RefSeq and is a predicted model, not a curated record.